UUCGUAAGAAAAGAAAUGGAAUCGAAUUACGUGUGGAAAAUUGCAGGAAUCGAUGAGCCUAUGUGGAUGAUCGUGAAUCAAUCCAACAAUCAAAUAAUUGAGGCACUUCAGUUUUAUAUAUUUGAAACUCUUCAGGAAAAAUUAAAAUUUAGGUAUGAAGUCAUUCAACCCAUGCCAAAAGUUGCUUUACAACAGCAUCCAAAUGGAAGUUAUUAUGGAAUGAUGGGACAGAUAAUUAAUAAGGAAGCAGACAUGUCCCCUUUUCCUGUGUAUAUGAAACAGAAAUUGAAGCCGACUUGGAAGACUAUUUUUAGACCAUUUACAUUCGAGGUAUGGUUGUCAAUCUUAAUAUCGAUUGUAUUAACUGGAACUAUUUUGUCUCAUAUUAUGAAGAGAGCAAAUUCCUUACAUGGAUCGAGGAAAUAUUGGUCAGUAAAGAAAAGCAUUUGGCUUUUGUUUUCAAAUAUCACUCUACAAGGAAUUAAUUUAGAUCGUAUUGUUCGAAUUUCAACAAGGAUUAUAAUCGGAGUUUGGCUGAUUACAGUAGUUGUUGUGGGAUAUGGCUACAGUGGAAUUCUGAUGUCUUUCCUAACUGCUCCGAAUUACGAAUGGACUCCAAGAAAUUACCAUGAAUUAGCUUCUGCAGUAGAAAGUGGCGACUUCUCCUGCGGUAUAAGUAUUCAUGCGAAAACCUUGCUUUUCAAGGAAAAUGAAACUGGAAUUUGGAAAACGUUGAGUGAUCAUGUUAAUAAAAAAGACAAUUACUUGACUAUAGAUAAUGCUAUCGAAAAAAUAAAAGGCGGUCGUUUCGCGUUUAUAGAAAAUAUUGGUUUGAUAGACAAGUUUAUCAGAAAAGAACUAGAUGGAAAAAUAGUUACAAGUGAGGAUGUGCUUGCAACGUAUUCUGUGGCCUUUGCCCUCAGAAAAAAUUUUCUGUAUAAGAAACAGAUUAGUAAAAUCGUACGUCGUAUGUUUGAAAGUGGAAUAAGUGAAUUCCUUAGAAGCAAAGAAUUAACAAUUCCAAUAUAUGAAAAGGACGAUAUUGCACCAUUAAACUGCAACGAACUCCUAGGGAGCUUUCUUCUUCUCAUUACAGGUUAUGUAUUGUCUAUGAUUUGUUUUGCUAAAGAAUUAGUCGUAAGAAAAGUAAAACCGAUUUCAACACUACAAUAAAUAAGCAUUCAUAAGUAGUUUGCAAGUCCUGUGCCAUCACUGAUAAUUAAAUAUUUCACUUUAUCUUUAUCUUUUCACUGAAGAUGUAGUAGUACAUAUUUUUCUUAUGGAUGUGAGUAUUCAAAUUAAGGAAAAUAAAUUUCGGCAGCAAUUCAUUAUUUUUUAUUAAUUUGUACAGAAAAAUAUUCCGAAUAAUACUGGAAGGUGGGAUAAGACGGAAGAAAGAGACAAUGCGAAUAUAGACUGCAUUGCGCUGACUUAAAUGCUGUAACUUAGUAAUAAAUACUGCAACUAAACCUGCACACUGGUAAAUUCACAUGGCGAUAAAAACAGCUGUUUUUCAGUGCUCAUCAUUAAUGUCUUUCACAGCUGGACAGUUGGGUGUUGAUUUAAUUUCUUAGUUUUUAAAACUAUUGAAUGCAAAUAGUGUAUUAAUUUUAAUUCUUAGAUUAUUUCUAUCAACAGAGAAAUGUUUUACGUUUAGGCGAUUGUGUAAAGAUUUCAUUAAUACAAUUGAUUACCAUGCAUUUUAAGCAAGAUUUCCAAACGAUAUUAGAAAAAAUGGGCAAAAAUUAUGUGUAACAAGUCGGAACUACGUUUUCAUGUUUAAAAUUCUGUUAUAAAGUAAAACAAAACAUAUUUGUAUUCUAAGGCAUAUUACACUGCAUAUAUAAUGUAUUCUAAUUCAUAUUACACUGCAUAUACCGCCUUUAGUAAGGCAGUAUAUGCAGUGUAAUAUGUUAUCGAUAAUGACACUGUUCAUGAGUAGAUAAAGAACAUGAUAAUGAUGAGGUUUAAGAGAUUUCAGUCUUCGAGAGAAAUGGAUUCAUUAUUACAGAUAUGUCUAUCAUAAAUUCUGAAUAUUGUGUUGUAUUGUUAUUGUAUUGUAGUUAGUUGUAUUGUUGAUAAUUAUAAAAAGCUUCAAUAUAAACUAUUCCAUAUCGUCUGAACACAUUGUUUUAAACCCAUUUAGAGGACAAAACAAAAUAUUUCACAUUAUUUCGUAAACAUUGUAAGUUAAGAAAAAUAUUAGUAAUGUGAGUUUUUAUCGAUCAUGUUUGAAGCAUAAAUCCUUGAUUAUUCAAUGACAGACAAUUCUUUUUCAAGUUUAAAGAUUUAAUUAUUGAAAAAUAUAAAAUAUAACUUCU
This is a messenger RNA of Centruroides sculpturatus (bark scorpion), 2321 nucleotides long. Its product is annotated as glutamate receptor ionotropic, delta-1-like. Gene Ontology annotation, cellular component: membrane. The coding region runs from base 16 to 1173 and encodes 385 amino acids. Gene Ontology annotation, molecular function: ligand-gated monoatomic ion channel activity. NCBI's taxonomy places the organism in Eukaryota, Metazoa, Arthropoda, Arachnida, Scorpiones, Buthidae. The record is from RefSeq and is a predicted model, not a curated record. The transcript has 10 exons.